GCGGUGAGAUACCAUAAUCACACAGUCAAGCUGCCGCCCAGCACGGUGCGACGGGAAAGAGUACUUCUAAAUGUAGCGGCCGGCGGCCGCACCAAUCAGAGCACCUGCACAAAACACAGUCUCGCAAAACAGAGAAUACUUUGAACGUUGCAGAUGGUGCAAUGCGCGAUGCUGGCCGGCCCGGUGCUGCUGGUGUUGCUGCCGCUCGCCGUGGCUAUGGCCGGCGGCCCGACGUCGCGCCUGCUCUCCCUAGAGGGCGCCGUGAGCCAGCUCCUCAACGCCACACUGGUCCGCGUCUCGCUAAAUACCCGCCUUGGCUCGGUCCGAACUGCGACUGACGACUACGACAGGCUGAAGCAGUGCUUUAAAGACCAAAGUUGCACCUCCCUGACCUGCGAUGACGAGUGCCCCUCCAGCCUCGGUCCGGAUUGCAGAGACAAGUGCCGGCUCAACUGCGCGUGCGCCUGUGACGGCCGGCCCGGCAGCAGCGUGGACUUCGUCGACGCGGUCGACAAGUGCAUCGCGGGGAGGGCGUGCUCGACCCGGUACAGCGCGUGCAAUGCCGGCUGCAUCGACGACGAUUCCGAUUGCCUCUUCUCGUGCUACUUGGAGGAGCUCGAGUGCGUGUGCGAGUGCAACAGCCUGCCCAGUACUACGGUGACCGCGCCGCCCACGACGCUCAACACAAUGCCCAGGACGUCCGCGACGCCCGUGACGCCCGCGACGCCCGCGACGCCCGUGACGUCCGAGACGCCCGCGACGCCCGUGACGUCCGAGACGCCCGAGACGCCCGCGACGCCCGCGACUCCCGCGACGCCCGCGAAGCCCGGAACGUCCACGACGCCCAAGAGCACAAUCCGUAUUCCCACCUGUAUUCCCCCCUUCUGGCCCAACGCUUCCCCACCUUUGCGCCCCGCCUUGGUGGUCAACCUCGCGCUGGCGGCACUGAGCAUAGUUUUUGCGGCCAGCGUCUCCUGAUGCAAACAUCAAAAGAUGACUCGCAAGUGACUCGCAUUUUUUUUUUUUGCGUUUUGAAAGUUGUACGUUAUACAUGCAUUAAUAUCGCUUAAA
Messenger RNA from Frankliniella occidentalis (western flower thrips), 1071 nucleotides. RefSeq lists its product as uncharacterized. NCBI's taxonomy places the organism in Eukaryota, Metazoa, Arthropoda, Insecta, Thysanoptera, Thripidae. The coding region runs from base 154 to 978 and encodes 274 amino acids. The record is from RefSeq and is a predicted model, not a curated record. The transcript is spliced from 3 exons.